Molecule: messenger RNA, 2967 nt
Organism: Candidozyma auris
Lineage: Eukaryota; Fungi; Ascomycota; Pichiomycetes; Serinales; Metschnikowiaceae
Exons: 1
Coding region: 1-2967 (988 amino acids)
Cellular component (GO): Golgi medial cisterna; Golgi trans cisterna; membrane
Source: RefSeq, a predicted model, not a curated record
AUGAAGCUGGCAGAGGAUAAAGUCCAAUACAGAGCCCACUUUUUUAAGUUGGGCCAGGGCAGAAUUGUCGACCAGGACGAUGUAAAAUUUUGGAACGUUCUCAUCGAUUCACCCUCCGAAGCCAGCCAUUUCUUCGACUUACUUACUGCAAACGAUAUUCACACCAUCAGAGACCAGAAUUUACCCAACUUUUUGAUCCUUGUCAGAAUGUUGAGUGCAGAGAUUGUAAAGCUCAAGUUCCAAGCAACUGCUAAACGUCAACGGCUUGUCAAUUGCGUUCGCCUCCUAACAAGGCUACUUCCGUUCCUCUUUGAGCUCUCCAAUUACACUACAGAUAUCGAGCCUGAAUUGUUCUGGAGCAAGGAGCUACGUUUAGAUAAGUUGUGCUCGAACUCGCUAACGUCGUCGUUAUUGCUACGAAGAAAACUGGCCCCAGCAAAUCUCGAGCAAGGGCCCUUGGCAGUGGAUUUGAUUCAUGCGCUUGUGUGUCUUCUAUUCGUACCAGGAUUCACUGUGGACGGGACGACCCAGGAGAAGUCCAAUUCUCUUAUAUGGGAACCUGGAAUUGGCAUUUCGGGGACAUUCAGGCCACCAAAUUGCCGUCUAGAUUGUAACAGGGUCGAUAUUCUCAAACUACUCUUAACGUUGACGUGCUCCACAUACUACAUUUCGGCGAAGAACGUGACCACUGAAGGGUCAAGGUUCCUUUCCACCCUUGUAUCUACAUUGCAAAAGCAAGAUCUUGUGCUUUUUCUGUGCAGCCUUGUUAAUCUUGUUUGCCGCUCAGCGAGAUUGUCGAAUUCCGAGAAUGGCAUGCUGUUUGCCAAUUCGACACUCACAGAACUUCGUCACAUUUGUGUGAACAACGCAUUCCAGUUGCUCGUGUCUAUUAUUGCAUACCCUUUGCCAUCUACACAUAUCGCAUUUUUGAAGGAUCAUUACUUUGGUCCAGAUAAACGGCCCUCCAAUAGUAUUCGCCUCUUCUUCGGAAAGCUUUCGAAGGAAUCAGAAAUCUUGUUCCUUGCAUCAAACUUUCUCAACUUCUUGAGAUAUCCUCUCUUCUCUCUCAAAGACGAAGCAAAACGAAGAUAUUAUAAGUUUGGCCAGCCUUCCGUCUGGGCACUCGAAAGUACCGUCAUACUUUGGGAGCUUUUCCAAUGCAACAGGACAUUUGCUGACCAAAUAGGCGCCCGCUUCAUCCCAAAACUCGUUCCUUACGUCGUGUACCAUAUUUUUGCCUUUUACGAUCAGCCCCAACAUUUCAACCUUGUCAAAAUUAUGGCUCACUUCCUUCUUUAUAUAUCGUCAAAGGAGGAUAGAGUUCAGAUGUUGGUGAAGUCAGAACCAUCUAUUGAAGCAUUUCCCCAGGAGCUUAAGAUGAAUGGAGUUGGUAGUAUAAGAGACUUCAGCGUGAUCAACAUAUGCCAAGUCUUAAUUAAUUUAUCAUCCAGAAGCAAUUCUCGAGACUCGCAACUUCACUCCUUUCUCAGACCCACGCUAUUCGAGAUUCUCUACAACUUGAUCCCAACAGUCUGCGAAUCCGUCGAGGCAACUGACAUCUCCUCGAGGGGCAUGUCUAAUGUGAACCCAAAGGGCGGAUUGUCAUACAAAGCCUCAAGCGCUGUGACGUCUGUCCUUUUGAAAUACUCAGACGAAGCUUUCUUAUUGGAUGACUCAAGCAAUCCCUCCAUGUUGGCCCUUCUUGUCCGUGCAUUAUGUUCGUCGGUAAUGAAAAACCCUGCAGCUUCACGGAUGACAUUGUUCACGUUCCUCAAAAAUGAGAAGGCUUAUGACCAUAUUUGGAAUGUCAUCUAUGGGUUGAAAAAUCGAGCUGUCGACGCAAGAGCUCUUGAAGAUCUUGACGAGGAGGAAGAGGAUAAUUCGAUUGCAACUUCUACACCACUGAUGCAGAAUCAGGUGCCCUUUUCAAGCCCCGGUCAUAAUAGACAUAGCUUUCAGGCCACGGGACCUAGAUCGCCUUACACAAUCUCAUCCAAUAACACCUCUGUUGAUGACGGCUUCACAGAAUCCCACAAUACUUCGAGAGUGAGUCUUCCUGAAAUCGAUCCCCUCACAGCUCUUGUUGAAGAAGAGAAGCUCUUAGCUGCAGCUUUGAGGCCUGACCCACCCACUGGCAUGUCUCAGAAAUUUAAGGACAAACUCCCACUUGCCGCUCCCAUGAGUCGAUCAUGGGGUGGCAAUGAUGCGUUGAGGAUAAUCAUAACCAUUAUCAUCCCUGGAUUGAAGUCCGCAUUGCAAGAGGUGUGGGCGAAGAGGGAUGAAUGUAAUUUCGAUAGUUUCUUCAUCGUCAAACAAAUUGAGCAUCUUAAUUUCGAGGAGGUCAUUUACAAAAAUAGAAGAGACAUCAGUCAUGAUUUUCUUCCCGACACCCCGAUUCAUAAGUUAGCGUUCUCGUGGAACCAUAUGUCUCUCGGAUGGUAUCUUUCAAUAAUUCAAAACAACGGUUUCCGUUCGACAGACAAUAUCAAAUUGUUUAUCGGUACAAACAGCACAUUGAUGAAGAAUAUAUCUUCUUCAAUUGCUCUGAUUGGCAAAAUCGCAACCAGCUGGUCUGGACUGUUAUGGAGCAAUAAUCAAGACAACUCCGCAGAACAAGAGUCGAUACAGUUUGUCGACCUGAAUUCGAACUCUACAAAUCCCUUUGCUUCGACCGCUAUUAAGCUAUUUAGGGUUGACGAUGGAGAGGAUAAAUCCUUCAAUCCUUUCGGUAUUAAGCUCAACUCACAUAGUAAUGGUGGUGUUGCUGAUCUCACCCAAUCGCUCUCAAGAAAGCUAGGUGACUUCAGGAACGGAAGCAGAGGAAGCAUCGUCAGCAUCACAUCGGUAAGCCAGGAGGAUACCGAUCGCCCAAAACUUCACCCUCGAAAUUCGGUAAGCUCCUUACAUUCGCUCAACACUUUAAACCGAACGAGGUCAAACACCCCUAGAAAUUCUAUUAGCAUGUAA